AUGCAUAUAAGCAAAUACUUAAAUAAUGUUAAUGUUGAUAUUCUUGAAAAAUUACCAGUACCUUUUGGCUUAGUAAGAUAUGGUGUUGCUCCAGAUCAUCCGGAAGUUAAAAAUGUUAUAAAUCAAUUUACCAAAGUGGCAACUAAACCAAAUAUCAAUUUUUAUGGAAAUAUAUCUUUAGGAAAAGAUAUAACUUUAUAUCAACUGAGACAACAUUAUGAUGCUGUGCUUUUGACAUAUGGAGCAGAGGAAGAUAAGUUCCUGGGAAUAGAAAAUGAACAGGGGCAAAACAUAGUGGCUGCAAGAAAUUUUGUUGGCUGGUAUAAUGGACAUCCAAGAGAUACCAACCUGAAGGUCGACCUAUCCGGUUCAACGGCAGCUAUUCUUGGACAGGGAAAUGUUGCCUUAGAUGUAGCAAGAAUACUUUUAACUCCAAUUGAUAUUUUAAGGAAAACCGAUAUAACUGAGCAUGCUCUCUCUACUUUAGCUGAAUCUAAAAAUUCUAUUUUUACCGGUUUCCUUAGAGAUGGUGUGAAACGCAUAGAUCUCGUUCUGGUUAUCAACGACGAUGGCGAUGGGAAGGUGGAAAUGUUCAGGGUGAAUUUUCUAAACAAUGUGAUAAAAGCAGGCCUUGAAAUUGAGUUAGAAUCGGGAGUGGAGAGCCAUGAGGAAUUUAUAAACGUCGGAAAUAAAUUCCAAGGCAUGGCAAAUGAGAGGGAACUGAUCAAGGCCGUGAGAAUGCACGACCUGGGCCCAAUAAAUUAUUCAUCUUUGGAGAGAAGCAUAAUCGUGUACAGAGUUCUCCUAUCGCUGCCAUUUGGUUUCCAUGAAAAUUAUUUCGGUUUAAACAGAGUGAGAACAGACUACAAUCGCGGAAAAUCGGUGAACUCUGAAAUCCCUUGCUGGGAGAAAGAAUACGAGCUAUGUCCAAUCGACGAAGACUUCCUUAACGACAAAUAUAUGAGCUUAGCCCUAGCACAUGUGGCUGUACAUAGAGCACAAAUAUCGGGCAGUAAUUUGCACUUCAGACAUCCGGAAUAUGGAAGACAUGGUGACUUCAGUCUCAGCACUUUAAGUCGCUUCAUGUACAAGAAUAUCCCUUCAAACACCUUCCCCGAAUUGAACAACAAUUUCAACUGCUCUUAUUUUCAGGCCCUUUUGGAAACCUGUAGCUUCCCGAUUAUGUUGGAGAAGUUUAUCCCGUUAAAUCGUUAUUGGGAAGCAAAGCGACUGAAGUGGUGGUUUAUUUUCUUUUAUGAGGAAUCACUUAUUGGAACCAAUGUUCCAGAAACGUUUGCAGCGCGUACAUUUAGGGAUGGUGUACGGAAAAUCGAUCUGAUAAUUGUUACAAAAGAUGAUCAGGACACGGAGAAUGAAAAACAUAGAGUUAAUUAUUUAAUUAACAUUGUAAAAUUCGGACUAGAAAUUGAGUUAGAACCUGGCAUUAUGCAAAUUCAUAAGAAUGUUGUUUUCGUGAAAGUUCACGCCCCGGACACGGUGCUUUAUGAAUAUGGUAAAGUGUUCGGUUUCAGACGUUUUAAAAACAGUCGAGAUGAAUUCUUGAAAAUGUCGUACGAUUGGGAAUGGAUAAACAUAGUCAGG
This is a messenger RNA of Iphiclides podalirius (scarce swallowtail), 1602 nucleotides long. NCBI's taxonomy places the organism in Eukaryota, Metazoa, Arthropoda, Insecta, Lepidoptera, Papilionidae. The record is from the annotation of a GenBank genome assembly.